This is a messenger RNA of Acanthopagrus latus (yellowfin seabream), 1674 nucleotides long. Its product is annotated as tripartite motif-containing protein 16-like. The record is from RefSeq and is a predicted model, not a curated record. The transcript has a single exon. Lineage: Eukaryota; Metazoa; Chordata; Actinopteri; Spariformes; Sparidae. Gene Ontology annotation, molecular function: protein binding; zinc ion binding. The coding region runs from base 1 to 1674 and encodes 557 amino acids.
AUGGCACAAGGGAUUAAACUUGAACGAGCAAGAUUCUGCUGCUUGAUCUGUCUGGAUCUGCUGAAUGACCCGGUGACUGUUCCUUGUAGCCACAGCUACUGCAUGAGCUGCAUCAAGGAUCACUUGGACAAAGAGGAUGAUGAGGGCAUCUACAGCUGCCCUCAGUGUGCACAGACCUUCACACAGAGGCCUGUCCUGAUGAAAAAUGAUAUGUUAGCGUUCGUAGUGGAGCAGCUGAAGAAGACUGAAGUCCAAGCCGCUCCCGCCGAGCUCUGCUAUGCCGGACCUGAAGAUGUGGCCUGUGAUGUCUGCCGCGGGAAAAAACUGAAAGCCGUCAAGUCCUGCCUGCAGUGCUUCGCUUCUUACUGCGACGAACACAUCCAAACUCACUACGAGGUAGGUCCGCUGAAGAAACACAAGCUGGUGGAAGCAUCUGCAAAGAUCCAGGAGAGCAUCUGCACUCGCCAUCAAGAAGUGAUGAAGUUGUUCUGCCGUACCGAUCAGUGUUGCAUCUGCUACCUCUGCUCCAAGGACGACCAUAAAGGCCACGACAAAGUCUCAGCUGCUGCAGAAAGGGGCGAGAAGCAGAAAGAACUCGGGUCCACUCGCAAAAAAAUCCAGCAGAGGAUCCAGGAGAAAGAGAAAGUUGUGAGGUUGUUUCUGCAAGAGGAAGAUUCUGUCAACCGCUCUGCUGAAAACGCCCUGAAGAACACUGAGAAGAUCUUCUUGGAGCUGCUCCGCAUCAUCGAGGCAGGAGUCUCCGAUAUCAAGGAGAAGAUCAAAUCUCGACAGAAAAGCGAAGCCGGUCGGUUCAGAAAGGUUCGGGAGAAGGCGGAGCAGGAGAUCGUUGGGCUGAGGAGGAAAGAGGCCGAGCUGGAGAAGCUCUCGCUCGCAGAGGAUCACACUUACUUUCUCUUGAAUUAUUCCUCGCUGUCGCGUCUCAGUAAAUCUCAAGACCCGCCCAGUGUCACGGUCCGCCGCAUGCGGUACUUUGAGAAGGUCACGGUGGCGCUGACAGAGGCCAAAGACAAACUGCAGCUGGUUUAUGGUGACGAAUGUGCAAAGAUCAUAAAGACGAUAACUGGAACUGAUCUUUCACCAUCAAAUCCCUUCAGAGAGCCCACGACCAGGCCCGACUUCUUACAGUACGCAUGCCAGAUCACGCUGGAUGGAAACACCGCAAACACACAUCUGUUGUUAUCGAAGGAGAACAGAAAGGUGGUGUUCACGAGCGAGGAACAGGAAUAUGCCGAUCAUCCAGAGAGGUUUGCGUUCUCCUGGCAGGUCCUGAGCAGAGAGAGUCUGACCGGUCGGUGUUACUGGGAGGUGGAGCGCAGCGGGAAAGGAGUUCUGGUCGCGGUCGCAUACAAGAGUAUCAGCAGAGCAGGGAACUUCAGACAAGGUGUGUUUGGACUCAAUGAAAACUCGUGGGCCUUGGAUUGUUUCCAAAACAGCUGUGAAUUCAGACACAGCAACAAGAAAACCUCCAUCCCAGGCAUGUGGUCCUCCAGAGUUGGAGUGUACCUGGAUCACAGUGCAGGUAUUCUGUCCUUCUACAGCGUCUCUGACACCAUGACUCUCCUCCACAGAGUCCAGACCACAUUCACUCAGCCGCUCUAUGCUGGACUCUGGCUGUCAGAUGGAGCUUCUGCUUUGUUGAGCAAGAUGAGGUAG